Messenger RNA from Stegodyphus dumicola, 2682 nucleotides. RefSeq names its product lon protease homolog, mitochondrial (gene Lon). Gene Ontology annotation, molecular function: ATP hydrolysis activity; ATP binding; ATP-dependent peptidase activity. The record is from RefSeq and is a predicted model, not a curated record. Lineage: Eukaryota; Metazoa; Arthropoda; Arachnida; Araneae; Eresidae. Gene Ontology annotation, biological process: chaperone-mediated protein complex assembly; protein catabolic process; mitochondrion organization. Gene Ontology annotation, cellular component: mitochondrial matrix.
AUGAACUGUGUUUCGAACAAAAAUCUCGUCAAACUCCUAGGAAUGUAUGCUGAUUUACCUGAACUGAAACUGCGUAAUAAAGAAAGUGAAAACGAAAGUGAUUCAGAGGGUGUGGAUGGUGAGGAUAAAAAAGAAGUAGAUGAUAAUGUUCGAGAUGAAACGAAGCUAAGAAACAAUUCUGGUGCCACAGUUACUGAUCCUACUCUUGUUGAUUUAAUCCGUAGAAAAGUAAGGUUAAAUCAACCUUAUGCUGGAGUUUUCAUGAAAAAAUUUGAAAGUGAGACAGAUGUGGUUGAAAAAUUAGAUGACAUAUAUAAUGUAGGAACAUUUGUGCAAAUUCAUGAGCUUCAGGAUUUGGGAAGUAGUUUAAGAAUGGUUGUUAUGGCGUAUAGACGAAUCAAAAUUGUGAAACAAAUUUUAGAAGAUGCAGAGGCAGAUUCUCAUAGGAGACGACGUCGAAAAAAUCGAAGGCAAAAUAAUGGUUCUUCAGCUGAUUCUGUUGAUUCACAUCAGCCUGAUAUUCAACUUGUAACAAAUACUCCAGUUUUAAUGGUUGAAGUUGAAAAUCUUGGUCAUGAACCAUAUGAAGUAACUGAAGAAAUAAAGGCUCUGACUCAAGAAAUUGUUAAGACAAUAAGAGAAAUCAUUGCUUUGAAUCCCUUAUAUCGAGAAUCUGUUCAGCAGAUGAUUCAAGCAGGUCAACGUGUCAUAGAUAAUCCAGUGUAUUUAUCAGAUUUAGGAGCUGCUUUAACUGGUGCUGAGCCACAUGAAUUACAACAAGUUAUUGAAGAAAUAAAUAUACCUAAAAGAUUGUUACUAGCUCUUUCCUUACUUAAAAAAGAACUAGAAUUAAGCAAACUGCAGCAAAAAAUUGGAAGAGAGGUUGAAGAAAAAGUUAAAUCUAUUCAUAGGAAAUAUAUGCUUCAAGAGCAGUUAAAAGCUAUUAAAAAAGAAUUAGGGCUGGAGAAGGAUGACAAAGAUGCCAUUGAAGAAAAAUUCCGGGAAAGGCUAAAGGAGCUCACUGUCCCUGCAGCAGUUAUGGAAGUUAUAGAUGAAGAACUCAAUAAAUUAUCAUUUCUAGAUAAUCAUUCUUCUGAAUUCAGUGUGACAAGAAAUUACUUGGACUGGUUAACAAGCAUUCCCUGGGGAAAAAGUAGUGAAGAAAAUAUGGAUCUUGAGAGAGCAUCAGAAGUAUUAGAACAUGAUCAUUAUGGCAUGGAAGAUGUAAAGAAGCGGAUAUUGGAAUUUAUUGCUGUUAGUAAACUUAGAGGGAGUGUUCAAGGAAAGAUCCUAUGUUUCCAUGGUCCACCUGGUGUAGGUAAAACUAGUAUAGCAAAAUCUAUUGCCAAAGCCUUGAACAGAAAUUACUAUAGAUUUAGUGUUGGAGGAAUGACAGAUGUAGCUGAAAUCAAAGGCCACAGGAGAACAUACAUAGGAGCUAUGCCAGGAAAGAUUAUACAGUGUUUGAAAAAAACGAAAACUGAAAAUCCUUUAAUAUUAAUAGAUGAGGUUGAUAAAAUAGGUAGAGGAUAUCAAGGAGAUCCUUCCUCUGCUCUACUUGAGGUUUUAGAUCCUGAACAGAAUGCUAAUUUCUUGGAUCAUUAUUUGGAUGUACCUGUUGAUUUGUCGAAGGUAUUAUUUAUAUGUACUGCAAAUGUAACAGAUACUAUUCCUGAACCACUUCGAGACAGAAUGGAAAUGAUUGAAGUUUCAGGUUAUGUUGCCGAAGAAAAAAUUGCUAUAGCUGAGCAAUACUUGAUACCUCAAGCUCGUGAACUGACUGGUGUUACAUCUGACCAAGUUACAAUCUCUACUGAUGCACUCCAAAAACUUAUAAAGUCCUAUUGCAGAGAAAGUGGUGUACGGAACUUGCAAAAACAUAUUGAAAAGAUUUUCCGAAAAACAGCAUACAGCAUUGUAAAGCAAGAAAUUUCCACUGUAGAAGUAAAAGAGGAAAAUUUGCAAGAUUUUGUUGGAAAGCCCGUGUUUACUCAUGAUCGUUUGUAUGAAAUAACUCCUCCCGGUGUAGUUAUGGGUCUUGCUUGGACAGCUAUGGGUGGUUCGACAUUAUACAUAGAAACCACACAAUGUAAACCACUGUCUGAAGAAAAGAAAUUUGAAGGGUCUUUGCAGCUGACUGGACAUUUAGGAGAUGUGAUGAAAGAAAGUGCAAAUAUUGCUUACUCGUUUGCCAAAUCUUUCAUGCUGCAACUACAUCCAGAAAAUGAUUUCUUGCAAAAAGCUCAUUUGCAUCUUCAUGUACCUGAGGGAGCUGUUCCUAAAGAUGGGCCAAGUGCAGGAUGUACAAUGGUUAGUGCUUUGCUAUCUUUAGCAUUAGGAAAGUCCGUGAAACAAAAUACAGCUAUGACUGGUGAAAUCUCUCUCACAGGGAAAGUACUUCCUGUUGGUGGAAUCAAAGAAAAAUCUAUAGCAGCAAAGAGAGUUGGUGUUACCUGCCUUAUUAUGCCAGCAGAAAACAAGAAAGAUUUUGCUGAUUUGCCAAAGUUCAUAACUGAUGGCUUAGAGGUGCAUUUUGCUGAACAUUAUAGUGAUGUGUAUAAAAUUAUGUUUUUAUAAAAAGAUAAGAAUUUUAUAAUGUAACAUAAAUAUUUAUUUUUGUAUUCUAAAUUUCUGAUUGUAUUACUAGUUAUGUAAAAUAUAAUACUUAUUUGAACUGAUAUA